GGACCCCCAAACGUUAGGGCCGGCUCUGUCUAAACCCCAACCAUCUCUCUCUCUCUCCCUUUCUCCCUCUCUCUCCAGUGGGUGGUAGCAGCAGCAGCAGCCAUCAUCAAGCAACGAACAAGGAAAUGGGAGGCAGAGGAAGGUCUCGUACUCAACGGAAACACUUCCGUCACAACAGAGAAAACGUUUGGAAGCGCAGCAAACCUGAUUCUACUCAGCAGGACGACGGAACCACCACCAGAGAUCCUGGUUGGGAGCCCUUCGCCACUCAAAACCCCGCCUUCGACGACUACUAUAAGGAGCAAGGAAUAGUGUCCGCUGAAGAGUGGGACGUGUUCGUUGAAGCUAUUCGGAAACCGUUGCCCGCCGCUUUCAGGAUCAAUUCCAGUAGCCAGUUUUCUUGUGACAUUAGAUCACAGUUAGAGAAUGACUUCGUGAAAAGCCUCCAAGCUGAGGCUGCAGAUGGAAGUGAAGUGGAGGGAAUUAGACCAUUACCCUGGUACCCUGAGAAUCUUGCUUGGCAAUCAAAUUUUUCUCGCAUGCAGCUGAGGAAGAAUCAAGCCCUUGAGAGGUUCCACGAAUUCUUGAAGCAAGAAAAUGAAAUAGGAAACAUCACAAGGCAGGAGGCUGUCAGCAUGGUACCUCCACUGUUCUUGGAUGUAUGUCCGGACCAUUUUGUUCUCGAUAUGUGUGCAGCUCCUGGUUCGAAGACAUUCCAAUUGCUUGAGAUGAUAUACCAGUCAACUGAGCCUGGAUCAUUACCUAGUGGAAUGGUGGUAGCAAAUGAUGUUGACGUCCAAAGAUGUAAUCUUCUUAUCCACCAAACAAAAAGAAUGUGCACUGCGAAUUUGUUAGUCACAAAUCAUGAAGCACAACACUUCCCCAGCUGUCACUUAAACAAGAAUUGUGCUAAUGCUUUUGAGAAUGGGGUUGCAAUGGAGCCUAGUGUAAAUCAGCUCCUAUUUGAUCGUGUCUUGUGUGAUGUUCCAUGCAGUGGAGAUGGUACUCUUCGCAAGGCUCCUGAUAUUUGGAGAAAAUGGAGUGUAGGAAUGGGCAAUGGACUCCAUGGCCUACAAGUUCAGAUAGCAAUGCGAGGGCUCUCUUUGCUUAAAGUUGGUGGAAGAAUGGUUUACUCAACUUGCUCAAUGAAUCCAGUUGAAAAUGAGGCUGUGGUUGCAGAGAUUCUGCGGAGAUGUGGGGGGUCUGUUGAACUUCUUGAUGUCUCCAGUGAGCUCCCUCAGCUUGUUCGCCGCCCAGGUCUUAAGAAGUGGAAGGUUCGAGAUAAGGGUACCUGGUUAUCAUCUUUCAAAGAUGUCCCAAAGUACCGCACAGCAGGAAUUACUCCCAGUAUGUUUCCUUCUGGCAAAAGCUAUGUAGACACCCCGAACAAUGAUCAUGAUCCAGUCUUGGAAGAAAGGCAUGAUAAUGAUUGUGAUGGGGAUUCUGCAAAUGGGUCUGAGCCAAAGAAGGAUCCUGAGUCUCUAACAGAUGGUUUGGACGAGGAACUUUCAACACUGCCCUUAGAACGUUGCAUGAGAAUAGUGCCUCAUGAUCAGAAUACUGGGGCAUUUUUCAUUGCUGUCUUUCAAAAACUUUCCCCUUUGCCAGCUAUUCAGAAGAAACCUUCUAGUCUGCAUCGACAGUUGAAGUCCAAUACUAAUUCUCAUCCUGAUGAAGUAGCUAAUGUAGAGAACCAGGAUACAAAUGGAGUUGAAAUUCAUUCGGAAGACAUUACAGAUGAAAAAUUACCAGAUGCAGCUCCUGAAGCAGCUUUACUGGGUAAUGAACUGGAGGAAGUUGCUUCGGAUACUGAUACUAACAAAAUGUCUGAAGAAAAUGAAUUAGAGGACAUCCAAGAUCCUGUUGAUAAAGAAGCUUGUUCUAAGGUAGGUGGGGGUAAAAGAAAGUUACAGAUUCAAGGAAAGUGGAGAGGUGUUGACCCAGUUGUGUUUUUCACGAACGACGCAAUUGUGGGCAGCAUAAAGACAUUCUAUGGUAUUGAUGAAUCCUUUCCAUUCACUGGUCAUCUUGUCACUAGAAACAGCGAUACCAACCAUGUGAAGAGAAUCUAUUAUGUAUCAAAGUCCAUUAAGGAUAUUCUUGAACUGAAUUUUAAGGGGGGGCAGCAGCUGAAAAUAACUUCCGUUGGCCUGAAAAUGUUUGAACGACAAUCUUCAAAAGAAGGUUCUUUGACUCAGUGUGCAUUCAGGAUAUCAUCAGAAGGAUUGCCACUGCUGCUUCCGUUUAUAACCAAGCAGAUCGUAGAAGCAUCCCCGAUAGACUUCAAGCAUCUCUUACAAUAUAAAACUAUUAAAUUUGCAGAUUUUGUUGAUGCAGAGUUUGGUGAAAAGGCUUCGCAGCUGAUGUUGGGUUGUUGCAUGGUGGUCUUGCGUAAAGUUGACCGGAGUUUGUCAGAUCCUCCUCAAGCGGAUGGGUCGACAAUAGCAAUUGGAUGCUGGAGAGGUAGGACAAAUAUAUCUGUGAUGGUGACCGCAAUUGAGUGCCAGGAAAUGCUUGAAAGGCUGUCCGUUCGUGUUGGGACGGGGAAUGGCUCUAUGUUGCUGGAAACCGAGCAAUCUAGUGUUGAGCCCGGAGAACUGAAGGCAAAUGUUGCUGAAACUAUAGAAGAUGCUGAAAUCAUCAAAGUGGCGACUGUUAGUUGAACCAGACACAUUUUUAUUGGAGUGGGUCUAAUUAUUGUUUGUCUUGUUUUUGUUUCUUAGUUUGCUGUCUCUAGUAAAUCAGCAUAUAUACAUACGCGCAACAGUUUUGUUCCUCUUUUCAUCUGUUGUGAUUUAGACUCGGACCUGUUAGGAAAAAGGACGCUUUGAUUGACACAAAUUGGACUCCUAUUCAUGGAUUUGUAAUAGUCGUGUCUGAUUCCUGAGAAA
Rhododendron vialii is the source of this 2891-nucleotide messenger RNA. RefSeq lists its product as uncharacterized. Gene Ontology annotation, molecular function: RNA binding; tRNA (cytidine-N5)-methyltransferase activity. Gene Ontology annotation, biological process: RNA methylation. The record is from RefSeq and is a predicted model, not a curated record. The transcript is spliced from 15 exons. The coding region runs from base 126 to 2663 and encodes 845 amino acids. Lineage: Eukaryota; Viridiplantae; Streptophyta; Magnoliopsida; Ericales; Ericaceae.